This is a messenger RNA of Oxyura jamaicensis (ruddy duck), 4962 nucleotides long. RefSeq names its product SET domain bifurcated histone lysine methyltransferase 1 (gene SETDB1). The record is from RefSeq and is a predicted model, not a curated record. NCBI's taxonomy places the organism in Eukaryota, Metazoa, Chordata, Aves, Anseriformes, Anatidae. Gene Ontology annotation, biological process: negative regulation of gene expression; heterochromatin organization. The transcript is spliced from 23 exons. Bases 332 to 4219 code for a protein of 1295 amino acids. Gene Ontology annotation, molecular function: zinc ion binding; protein binding; histone H3K9 methyltransferase activity. Gene Ontology annotation, cellular component: nucleus.
UGACACUCCCCCGUUCAUGCCGUGCCCCUGUCAGGCCCUGCAAGACCCACAAAGCAACCCACAAGUCCUCAACCACGAGGCAAAGCAGAGAUGCCCCCGGCAGCCUGGAACUCGGGGCCAAGCACCUGAGGGCCACCCGCAUGGAGAACACCGCGGCGCCGCCAGCUGUUGACGUGGACAAGGGCUUCGCCAUGGCUUUUGUGGUGCUCAUGUGCCUCUUCCUCCUGGCCGUGGUGAUGCGGUGUGCCAAGCUUGUCGUGGACCCCUACAGCGCCUUCUCAGCCUCCACCUGGGAAGAGGAGUAGAUCAACCGAGCCGGUGUGCAGCAGAAAUGGAUUCCCAGGAGAUCAAAGAGCUGCAGCAAGAAGUGAUGGAGGAGCUGGGGAUCUCCAUGGAGGAGCUCCAGGACAUCAUCGAUGAGGAGCUGGAGAAGUUUGAAUGCGUAAAGCAGAGGAAGCAGCAGCUGGAGGAGCUGGAGAAGUGUGUGAAACAGAAGGAAGAAGAGGUGGCUCAUGUUGACCGCCUCUUUGAUGAUGCUUCAAGAGCCAUUGAUAAAUGUGAGAUCCUGGUAAAGGAUCUGUACUCCAAGCUAGGCCUCCAGUAUCGCGAGAGCAGUUCUGAGGACGAGGACUUGGCUGCCAAGCCUACAGAAGUGAUUGAGAUCCCAGAUGAGGAUGAUGACGAUGUCAUGAGUAUCGAUUUGGGCUGGAAGAACAGUGAUACUAAUCCCAAAAUUGUAAAGGAUCAGACUCUGCUGCGUGAAGCCAUGGCUGCAAUGAGAAAAUCUGCCCAGGAUGUUCAGAAAUUUAUGGAUGCUGUGAACAAGAAAACAAAUGCCCAGGAUGCACUAAAAGAUGCGCAGACCCCUCAGCAAACCCCUGCUGCUCUCCAGUCUGUUGGACCUGCUGCAGCUGGGAGUGAUCUCAGCAACGAUGGUGAUCUGAACAUUGGCAUGAGGAUCCUGGGCAAGAAGAGAACCAAAACAUGGCACAAAGGAACUCUGAUUGCCAUCCAGUCUGUCGGUGCUGGUAAGAAGUACAAAGUAAAAUUUGACAACAAAGGGAAGAGUUUGCUUUCUGGCAAUCAUAUUGCUUAUGACUAUCAUCCCUCCCCGGAGAAACACUACGUUGGGAGCAGGGUUGUGGCAAAAUACAAAGAUGGGAAUCAGGUCUGGCUGUAUGCUGGCAUUGUGGCUGAAACCCCAAACAUGAAGAAUAAAGACAGGUUCCUGAUCUUCUUUGAUGAUGGCUAUGCUUCAUAUGUCAAGGAGUGGGAGCUGUACCCGAUCUGCAGGCCGCUUAGAAAGACUUGGGAAGACAUAGAAGAUGUUUCUUGUCGUGAUUUCAUUGAGGAGUACAUCACAGCCUACCCCAACCGUCCCAUGGUGCUGCUGAAGAAUGGCCAGCUGAUCAAAACAGAAUGGGAAGGGACCUGGUGGAAAUCCAGAGUGGAAGAAGUGGAUGGCAGCCUGGUCAAAAUCCUGUUCCUGGAUGACAAACGCUGUGAGUGGAUUUACCGGGGUUCCACACGCCUCGAGCCCAUGUUUAGCAUGAAAACUUCCACAGCCUCUACCCAAGAGAAGAAGCAAAGUGGACAAGCAAGAACUCGUCCCAAUGUCGGUGCUGUCCGGAGCAAAGGGCCUGUAGUACAAUACACACAAGAUUUAACCGGAGCCGGUACUCAGUACAAACCUCUAGAGCAAAUGCAGGCAGCCUCGCUGGCUGCACGGUCCUUUUCUCCACAGCCUGCUGAGAUGGAAUGCUCUGACAGUCAGCUGGCCCAGGCGAGAAAGCAAGUGGCCAAGAAAAGUACUUCCUUCCGUCCUGGCUCCGUGGGCUCUGGGCAGUCUUCACCUUCUUCACCUGUUCUAAGUGAUACACCUCCUGCUGGAAGGACCGGUGCAUCCCAGCAACAUCGGUUCUCAAGUGGCCAGGCAGGCGCUGGCACAGCACAGACCUUCCAUGGCAUGAUGGACCGUGUGCCCAAUGAGCCCUCUUACCGAGCCCCGCUGGAGAAACUAUUCUACCUGCCGCACGUCUGCAGCUACACCUGCCUGUCCCGCGUCCGUCCCAUCCGCAGCGAUCAGUACCGCAGCAAGAACCCCCUGCUCAUCCCGCUGCUCUACGACUUCCGACGGAUGACAGCCCGCAGACGGGUUAACCGCAAGAUGGGCUUCCACGUCAUCUACAAGACACCGUGCGGGCUGUGCCUGCGAACCAUGCAGGAAAUUGAGCGCUACCUUUUUGAGACAGACUGUGACUUCCUUUUCCUGGAGAUGUUCUGCUUGGACCCAUACGUGCUGGUAGAUCGCAAGUUCCAGCCCUACAAACCCUACUACUACAUUGCAGACAUUACCAAGGGCAGGGAGGAUGUGCCACUGUCCUGUGUCAAUGAGAUUGAUAACACCCCGCCACCACAGGUGGCCUACAGCAAAGAGCGCAUCCCAGGCAAAGGGGUGUACAUCAACACCAGCUGGGAGUUCCUCGUGGGCUGUGACUGCAAAGACGGCUGCAGAGACAAAUCAAAAUGUGCCUGUCACCAGCUGACAGUCCAAGCAACUGGCUGCACUCCAGGUGGGCAGAUCAACCCCAAUUCAGGGUACCAGCACAAAAGGCUGGAAGAAUGCCUCCCAACAGGGGUUUAUGAGUGUAACAAGAGAUGCAAGUGCAACAUUAACAUGUGCACCAAUCGCUUGGUCCAACAUGGGCUCCAAGUCCGCCUCCAGUUAUUCAAGACUCAGAACAAAGGCUGGGGCAUUCGCUGCCUUGAUGAUAUUGCUAAGGGCUCUUUUGUCUGCAUCUAUGCAGGGAAAAUUCUCACAGAUGACUUUGCUGACAAAGAGGGAUUAGAGAUGGGUGAUGAAUAUUUUGCAAACCUGGAUCACAUUGAGAGCGUGGAGAACUUCAAGGAGGGCUACGAGAGUGACGCAAAAUGCUCAUCUGACAGCAGCGGAGUCGACCUCAAGGAAGAAGAGGAGGAAAACACAGGCACUGAGGAGCAGGAGGAGUCCAAUGAGGACAGCUCUGAUGACAACUUCUGCAAGGAUGAGGACUUCAGCACCAGCUCGGUAUGGCGCAGCUAUGCGACACGACGGCAGACCCGUGGCCAGAAAGAGAACGGGCUGUCGGAGACAGCCUCCAAGGACUCAGGGCUCACCCGGCAAAUCAGCCACGAUGAGAUGGCAGUAGCUGCCUCCUGUAAGCUGCCAGUGUCAGAGGAGACCUCCAAAAACAAAGUAGCCUCGUGGCUAAGCUCCAACAGCAUGUCCGAUGGCUUCCAGGACAACGACAGUGCCUCCUCCUUCAAGAUGAGUGAAGGUGGUGAAGCCAAGGCCUGCAAAACAGAUCUCCCUGUUGAGAGAGAGAAAGCAUCUGCUUCUGCCCUGGGCGACAUGGAUGGAGAGUCAAAGGCACUGAAGAAAGAUGUAAGGAAGGAACCUGAAGAUUCAAGCAAAUUUCCUGGGCUAAGCGACUUGGGUAGGAUGUAUGGCUACAACCCGAGUCCUCCCAAACUAGAAGGAAUCCGGAGGCCGACAAGCAAAACAGCCCUGCUGCAGAGCAGACGACACUCUGUCCCCCUGCAGCCCACCACGGAAGUAAGCGCUGACCCUUCAAGCUUCAGACAUGGGCUACAAGGGGAUGUGCUGACCCUGUCAAGCAGCACAGACAGCGAGGGGGAGAAUGGGCAGACAGCAGCAGGGCAGGCCCAGGGCACCACCAACGACAGCGAUGACAUCCAGACCAUUUCGUCGGGCUCUGAGGAAGAAGAAGGGGAUGACAAGAAAAACCCCUCUGGUUCAGGUCCAGUUAAGAGGCAGGUGGCAGUGAAAUCCACCCGAGGUUUUGCCUUGAAAUCUACUCAUGGGAUUGCCAUCAAGUCAACCAACAUGGCAGUGGCCGACAAGGGUGAGAGCGUCCCUGUCCGCAGAACCACACGCCAGUUCUACGAUGGAGAGGAGUCUUGUUAUAUCAUCGAUGCCAAGCUGGAGGGGAACCUGGGCCGUUACCUGAAUCAUAGCUGCAGCCCAAACCUCUUCGUGCAGAAUGUUUUUGUGGACACACAUGACCUCCGCUUCCCCUGGGUCGCCUUCUUUGCUAGCAAGAGAAUACGAGCUGGCACAGAGCUGACAUGGGACUACAACUAUGAAGUGGGCAGCGUAGAAGGCAAAGAGCUGCUGUGCUGCUGCGGGGCUAUUGAGUGCCGUGGGCGGCUGCUCUGAGCCCACCGGUGCUCCCCAAGUGCUCCGGAUCCCUCUUGACUGCUGGCCUGGUCCUAGCUUUCCCUUUGUGAGGGUAAAGUACUGGGUGGGGUGGUGGUUGUUUACUGGUAACUGUUACAAAGCUGAGUACCACGGCUUUGAGUUCUCCUGUUCACUUGAAAAUUGGAACAUCAGCGGAACACAGACCAGAACCUGGUGUAACGCACCUGGAAUGGCUGCAGUAGGGGGUAACACCCAAGCCAGCUACCUGAUGCUGGGAGCUUUGGCUCUGCUGUGUCCCAUGGGCUACAUUAGCCCUACACCAGCCUGAUUCGUCUCAGCACCACAAGAAAAGGGCAUUUGCUGAGCUGUGAUAUAAGACAUCUGCUGGAGGUCCUUAGCUGUCACACAAGCAGCUGUUGCUGCUCUCUUCUAGCUCUCUACUGAAUUUAAGACAGAAACCUCCGGGCAGCUCCAGCCUAUGCUGAUGGUGCUGCUAGUCAGGUGUUUGCAGCAGGAAAUGCUUCUUAGAGACUCAAGGGAAGCACUUCGUUGGGAUGGGGCUGUUGCUGUCCCUGCAGCCUUGGGACUGGAUUGGGAGGGGAGUGACAAGGGUGAGACUAAGCCGUGUAAGAUUGGACCAGUCUGGGGGUAUAGCAAUGGAAGUGAAUUUGGGUGGAAAACAAACAUCUCAGCUCCUAGCUCUUGUAAAAAAAUGUUUGAUUGUUAAAAAGCAAUAAAGUUUGUUUUUCUACUAAAAGAAA